AUGGAGGUAGAGCAAACUCGCAUCUCUAUUGACGAAUCAUUCAAAAGCUUUAACUCAGAUCUCUUAGAAGAAGGGCAGACAGAGGAGUCACAAUAUGCUGCACCUGAAUUUCAUGAGGCAAAUCAAGUAGGUACCGAAGCAAUAAAUUUACAUACUCAGGCAACAACUACUCAAGAACCUGUUAUAAAAAGAAGGACCAAUAAUGAAAAAAGAAGUAAUCAUGAAGAGAAAGUCAAACGCGAUAAACUUAAACAUGUUAUGAGGCCGAGCUGUCCUGAGCCGUGUAAGAAAAAGUGUUCGUCCUUGUUGGUGGAUGCAGACAGAGUAUACAUUUGGGAAAAUUAUUGGUCACUUAAAUAUUGUGACCGACGAAAAUGGCUUGCAAAGAAUGUCCAAAUAGUACAAAUUCAACGAAAAACCGUAACAAAGGCUCCAGCUGAACACUUUUUAAAAGCCGAUAGCCGAAAGUUUUUCUUACCCAAAAAUAAUCAAAGUGUCUGUGUCUGCAGAAGAUUUUUCUUAAACACUUUGGUAUAUAGCAAUGACUCUGUAAUAACGGAAUUGUGUGCGGCUAUCAAAAGAGAACCUCUUCUAAAUAAUAUAAGAGAAAAUAGAGGAAUUUCCAAUCCUGAAAGAGCACUAUGUCGCACUGUACUUAUUAAUCAUAUUAAUAGUUACAAACCUUCUGUUAGCCAUUACAGACGUCAUAAUGCUCCCAAUAUGCGAUACGUGCCUCGAGAGCUUACUGUUAAAGCAAUGUACAGUGAUUUUAUUGUAAAACACCCAGGAUUUUGUAAACUCGAAACCUAUAGAACAACACUGAAAUCUAUGCAUGUGUCUUUGCGCAUGCCCAAGUCUGAUGUGUGUGUUGACUGUGAGACCUACAAAAUAUCAAUUGCGUGA
Psylliodes chrysocephalus is the source of this 903-nucleotide messenger RNA. Lineage: Eukaryota; Metazoa; Arthropoda; Insecta; Coleoptera; Chrysomelidae. The record is from the annotation of a GenBank genome assembly.